Molecule: messenger RNA, 1776 nt
Organism: Amaranthus tricolor (Joseph's coat)
Lineage: Eukaryota; Viridiplantae; Streptophyta; Magnoliopsida; Caryophyllales; Amaranthaceae
Product: cytochrome P450 704B1
Exons: 6
Coding region: 29-1663 (544 amino acids)
Molecular function (GO): heme binding; monooxygenase activity; iron ion binding
Source: RefSeq, a predicted model, not a curated record
UUCAUUAAUUAAUUAUUAUAACUUCAUCAUGAUCAAAUCAAAUAAUCUAAAGCAAAUAAUUUUUUCUUUUGAAGAUAAAAAUGGUUAUUAUUACAAUAUAGGAUCAGUGAUAUUGGUAGCAUGUUGUAUGGGGUUAUCAUGGGUUUGGAUCCAUAGAUGGAGUCAAAGGAACAAGGUGGGACCCAAGACAUGGCCAUUGAUAGGGGCAGCUGUUGAGCAAUUGAUGAAUUAUGAUAGGAUGCAUGAUUGGCUUGUGGGAUAUUUGUCUAAGUCUAAAACUGUUGUGGUUCCUAUGCCUUUCACUACUUACACUUACAUAGCUGAUCCUGCUAAUGUUGAGCAUGUUCUUAAGAACAAUUUUGCUAAUUAUCCUAAGGGUGAAGUAUACCACUCGUACAUGGAAGUAUUACUUGGGGAUGGCAUUUUUAAUGCGGACGGUGAAAGUUGGAGGAAACAAAGAAAAACUGCUAGCCAUGAGUUUGCAUCUAAGAACUUAAGAGACUUUAGCACACUUGUUUUUAGGGAGUAUAGUUUGAAGCUUUCUACCAUUUUAAGCCAUGCAUCUUUUGAAAACCGAUCCGUCGACAUGCAGGAGUUGUUGAUGAGGAUGACAUUAGACUCCAUAUGCAAAGUAGGUUUUGGUGUGGAAAUUGGAACAUUGGCACCUGAACUACCUGAGAACUCCUUUGCUCGUGCUUUUGAUACAGCAAACACCAUUGUCACCCUACGUUUUAUUGAUCCUCUUUGGAAGAUUAAGAAGCUUCUUAAUCUGGGUUCUGAGGCCUUACUUUCCCAAAGUAUUAAAAUUAUUGAUGAUUUUACAUAUUCUGUAAUUCGAAGAAGAAAAGCUGAAAUCGUAGAAGCUAAAAAAUCAUCCAACACCAACAUCAAGAUGAAGCAUGACAUAUUAUCAAGGUUUAUAGAAUUAGGAGAAGAUCCAGAGAACAACACAACAGAGAAGAGUCUAAGAGACAUAGUGCUUAAUUUCGUGAUAGCUGGUCGAGACACCACAGCAACAACACUGUCAUGGGCAAUAUACAUGAUCAUGACACACGAAAAUGUGGCUGAAAAACUUUAUCAAGAGCUUAAAAACAUUGAACAAGAGAGAGCAAAUGAAGAAAUGAUUGAGUUAAUCCAGCUUGAUCAAUCUGAGGAUUAUGCUUCAUUUAACCAAAGGGUGUCACAAUUUGCGCAACUUCUGACAUAUGAUUCCUUGGCUAAAUUGUAUUACUUGCAUGCUGUUAUUACCGAGACUCUCAGAUUAUACCCUGCUGUUCCUCAGGACCCAAAGGGAAUAUUAGAGGAUGAUGUAUUGCCAGAUGGAACCAAAGUAAAGGCAGGUGGAAUGGUGACUUAUGUGCCAUACUCUAUGGGUAGAAUGGAGUACAAUUGGGGCCCUGAUGCUUCUGUCUUUAAUCCUGACAGAUGGCUCAAAGAUGGUUUCUUCCAAAAUGCCUCCCCUUUCAAAUUUACUGCAUUUCAGGCUGGUCCAAGGAUAUGCCUAGGAAAGGAUUCAGCUUAUUUACAGAUGAAGAUGGCAUUGGCUAUUUUGUGCAGAUUUUACAAAUUCAAGUUGGUUCCAGAUCACUCUGUUGAGUAUAGGAUGAUGACAAUUCUCUCAAUGGCUCAUGGAUUAAAGCUUACAGUUUCUAGGUCUUCAUAAUUAAUUAUUAGAAAACGUAAUUUGCAAUAAUAUUCUAUGUAAUACUUUACAUUAAUUGUUUGAUACAGUUAACUUAUCAUAUAUAUGUUGAUCUAGCUAAAUUAAUUUUUCGU